GUGUCGGUCUGUUCGGAAGAGAAGUUGUGUGAGCGCGAGCCCCAGCACUGCUCAGAAAAGACAGAUAGAGAGUCAGGCGGCGGCAAAGGGUGGCAGUGCGACCCUCUUUUUGAGGGGGGGUCUGAUUAUAACAAAAUAUAACACACCAUAUAUGCAUGCCCAGGCCGGUCAUAUGCCGAUCAUAGGGAUUUUAGUAAACAUCUAGAUCUAUAUCUAUACAUUUCAAAAUGCCUAUUUUACUUUUCCUGAUAGACACGUCCGCUUCUAUGAAUCAGCGCACAUAUUUGGGUACGACGUAUCUGGACAUUGCUAAAGGCGCGGUUGAGAUCUUUAUGAAGCUGCGUGCCCGAGACCCGGCUAGUAGAGGCGACAGGUACAUGCUAGUUACAUUUGACGAUCCGCCAUACGGAGUAAAGGCGGGCUGGAAAGAGAACCAUGCCACCUUUAUGAGUGAACUAAAGAAUCUGCAGGCAUGUGGACUGACCACUCUUGGUAAUGCUCUCCGAACUGCAUUCGACCUGCUCAAUCUCAACAGACUGGUGUCUGGCAUCGACAACUAUGGCCAGGGUCGGAAUCCCUUUUUCCUGGAGCCGUCAGUCAUCAUUACCAUAACGGACGGGAACAAGCUGACACACAGCUCUGGAGUGCCAGAUGAGCUUCACCUGCCUCUGAACUCCCCGCUACCUGGGAGUGAGCUAACCAAGGAGCCGUUCCGCUGGGACCAGCGUCUCUUUGCCCUGGUGCUGCGCAUGCCCGGUGCAGCCGUCCCCGACACCGAGCAGCUUGGCAGUGUGCCCAGUGAUGAAUCAGCCAUCACCCAGAUGUGCGAAGUUACCGGAGGUCGGUCAUAUUGUGUUAGGACACAGAGGAUGUUGAACCAGUGUCUGGAGUCUCUGGUGCAGAAGGUUCUGAGUGGAGUUGUUAUUAAUUUUGAGAAGACGGGCCCAGAUCCACCUCCCAUAGGUGAAGAUGGUCUGGUGGAUCCAGUACGACCUCUGUCAUCCUUCAGCUCCCAACCAUGGCACAGCUGCCACAAGCUCAUAUAUGUUCGACCGAACCCCAAAACUGGUGUCCCUGUGGGCCACUGGCCGAUUCCAGAGUCCUUCUGGCCUGACCAGAACUCUCCCACCCUGCCUCCUCGAUCUGCCCAUCCAGUUGUGCGUUUCUCUUGCGUCGACUGUGAGCCUAUGGUGAUUGACAAGCUGCCCUUCGAUAAGUACGAGCUGGAGCCAUCACCUCUCACCCAGUACAUUCUGGAGAGGAAGUCCCCUCACAUGUGCUGGCAGGUGUUUGUGAGCUGCAGUGGUAAGCACAGUGAUGUAGUGCAGCCCUUCGGCUACCUGAAAGCCAGCACCACUCUCACCUGUGUGAAUCUUUUCGUCAUGCCUUACAACUACCCCGUACUGUUGCCACUCCUCGAUGACUUGUUUAAAGUGCACAAACUCAAGCCAAACCUCAAGUGGAGACAGGCCUUUGAGGUGUACUUGAAAUCUAUGCCUCCUUACUUUCUGCUGCCCUUAAAGAAGGCACUUAGGAUGAUGGGAGCUCCGAAUCUCAUCUCUGACAACAUGGACUGUGGCCUCAGCUACAGUGUCAUUUCCUACCUAAAAAAACUCAGCCAGCAGGCAAAGAUUGAGUCAGACCGGAUGAUUGUUUCGGUGGGUAAAAAACCCCCUCAGGAGACUGGCAUCAAGGUGAAGAAUCACUCAAGUACGCUGUCCCUUGCCCACCGGCGUGACUUCAAACAGCUACUGCAGGGCAUCACAGGCGAGGUGCCCCUCCGCCUUAACGACAUCAACCUCAAAGAAUUCGCUGGAUUUCAAAUCGCUCUUCUCAACAAGGAUGUAAAGCCACAGGCCUAUCGUAAUGCCUAUGAUAUUCCACGGCGGAAUCUUCUGGAUCAGGUCACACGAAUGCGCUCUAACCUUUUAAGGACUACUCAGAAGCUAAUCAGGAGCCAAGAUGAAGACUAUUUGCAUAGUAUUCCGGUGGGUCAGAUGGGAAACUAUCAGGAAUACCUGAAGAUGAUGCCAUCCCCCCUUCGAGAGAUUGACCCUGAUCAGCCCAAACGCCUACACACUUUCGGCAACCCGUUUAAACAAGAUAAGAAGGGAAUGAUGAUUGACGAAGCAGAUGAGUUUGUCGCAGGCCCCCAGAACAAGAAAAGGGGAAACCCAACUGAGCCCAACUCAGGUGCAGCUCCAAAGAGGCGGCGGAGCAUGUCCCCUCUACUGCGCCGGCCCCAAACCCCACCUAUCAUUAGCAACCAUGUGCUGGGCAAAGGGACCACAGCAGUCCCAGGCCAACAUGGUCUCAUUAAACCCAUCCCACUGCACAAAGGAGUGGAAGGGAACAGUACGGUGGGUGCAGAGAGCAACGGUGAGAGAGUGAUGAGUGGGGAGUCUGGAGACAGCUGGUCUGGAGGAGUGGAAGGGGUUGGAGGAGGAACUGUAGCUCUCUCUCUGGAGGAGAAAGGAGGAAUGAAAGUCACUGAUGGAGGAGAAGAAAGGGCACUGCUGGAGAACAGGCUAGGAGAAGAGUGUAUGGAGGAAAGGCCACCUGAACGGCCACAGAACUGUGAUAAUCCAAGUCCUCCAGACCGCGACAGAGACAUGGAGGAAGCUGGAGGAGACACCUCUACACGACCCACCAUUGUUAUGGUUCCUUUGGAGGGAAGCAAUGCCGAAUUACGCACUCGAGUCAUUAAAGAGGUCCGAAAACCUGGCCGCAAUUAUGAGGCAAUAUUCAGGCUGCUAGAGGAGGUAAAAGGACCAGUAUCAGUGCAGAGGUACUUCAUCCAUCAUGCCAUCAAAGAAGCAGCCAGAUUUAAGAAGCGUGUACUGAUCCAGCAGCUGGAAUCUGCUCUUGAGGAAAUUGAAGAGAGGCAAAUGCUGCCUGCACAAGUUAACAACGUACACGGCAGAUAGUGAAACGUCCUUGUUUGGCAGCGAAAGAAAAACGUGUACACAAGUGGAGAUGGCGGCGCGGGCUACAUAAGCAUGCCUGUUAAAGGCCAACACUGUACUUCAGAAUCAGAGAAAGACCCAGAACGAGAGAAAUGAAGAAGCAGAACUUCAUUCUAUUGAUGACACUCUGAGUCACUGGAGUCGUGAUGCAUUAGAAAGCGCUUAUAUGGAAAAGUUAUAGAUUUGACAAUAUAAGUUUUGAGUGGACCCCCUGGCCAUUUUAGCACAUCAGACAGUCCAUGAACACACCCUCCAGCAAAAGCAGGUUUAGCCCUGAGAGAUGAUGAGAGACAUCAUGUAAAGCAAUUGUGUAUGUCUGUAGAUGUCUGUCCGCUGUCAUAGACAUCAGUUUAACAUGAUGGGUAUGCUUUUGCACAAAAUAUCUGUAGCUCAUAAGGUUCAAUAGUAGUCCAGGGACUCCAACCAGCCUGGCCACCAUCCAGUAUUGUAGACCAAUGUGGAGCAAUAAUCCUGUUAUCAGUAAAACAGGCUCAGUUUUCCUACACCCACUCUUGAGAAUAAUGCAGUCUUAACAAUUCUUGAUACCUGACGCCCCAUGAGAUCAUCCUGAGCAGGAAAUGGGAGGUCGGUUUGUCUCUGUGUUUGUGGUAAUAAGCAAUGCUAAGCAACAUAAAAGGACCAGUCAAUUUGAUGUAUUGAAAACCUUCAGUAGACUUUGUGCAAAUUAACUAGAAACAUGCAACACAUCUUUUAAGCAAUAGAUUCCAAUGAACGCCGGGCCAGCUGGCACCACAAUGUCACUUUUAUUCA
Messenger RNA from Pangasianodon hypophthalmus (striped catfish), 3737 nucleotides. RefSeq names its product integrator complex subunit 6 like (gene ints6l). The transcript has 18 exons. The record is from RefSeq and is a predicted model, not a curated record. Bases 228 to 2927 code for a protein of 899 amino acids. NCBI's taxonomy places the organism in Eukaryota, Metazoa, Chordata, Actinopteri, Siluriformes, Pangasiidae. Gene Ontology annotation, biological process: snRNA 3'-end processing. Gene Ontology annotation, cellular component: integrator complex.